Penicillium canariense is the source of this 990-nucleotide messenger RNA. RefSeq names its product class III chitinase. Gene Ontology annotation, cellular component: extracellular region. The coding region runs from base 1 to 990 and encodes 329 amino acids. The record is from RefSeq and is a predicted model, not a curated record. Gene Ontology annotation, molecular function: chitinase activity. NCBI's taxonomy places the organism in Eukaryota, Fungi, Ascomycota, Eurotiomycetes, Eurotiales, Aspergillaceae. Gene Ontology annotation, biological process: carbohydrate metabolic process. The transcript has 5 exons.
AUGGGCUUCAAGAACUUCUUAUUUCCGAUGGCGUUGCUUGCCUCGUUGCAAGGUGUCGAUGCUUCCGUCUUCGAGGAGACGACUCCAAAGAUUGCCGCCUACUUGAGUACGAAGCUUUGCAAAUUUGGCCCUGCAGAGGAAAAAGACCAAUAUGACUUAGAUGGUGGUGGUCAGGGUAUCACAACCUUUUGUCAAAACCAAAACAUCGAUAUCAUUCAACUGGCAUUCGUGAAUGAGCUCCGAGGGGAGCCACAGGCUCUGUCUCUGUCAGGUAUUCAAGGAUGGGAGAUCACACAAUGUCAAAAGCAAGGGAAGACCAUUCUCCUAUCCCUCGGAGGAGAGUCCUACAAGGAGGGUGGUUGGAGCACCACCACUGAGGCCCAACGGAUGGCUGAUGCGCUUUGGAAGAAGUUUGGCCCUGGCGUCGAGACGAUGAUCCAACGUCCCUUUGGGGAUGCCAUAAUUGAUGGCACAGCUGGGUUGAACAAACCAUUCUACCUCACUGCCGCGCCUCAGUGUCAAUGGCCUCACAAAAACCUUCAGACAGUGCUAGACAGCAACAUGGGCGUUUUCGACGCCAUUUUCGUUCAGUUCUAUAAUAACCAGGAGUGCGGCAUUGGGGCUGGCUACCGUCGCCGGUCCGCAGGACCCUCUGCCCGUCGAUCUGGACUCCUUGGGAACUUCAAUCUUGCCCAGUGGUUGAAUCUGGCCGCAACGAGUAACAAAGGUGUCUCCGUUGCUGUCACUACAAAAUCUGGAAGCACCUUGUCAAGCAAGCCCAAGAUUUAUGUUGGGGUCCCAGGCAGCGAACUGGGUACCUCCACUCCCAAGAAUGGCUACGUGAACCCCGAUACUCUGAAGCAAGCCAUCGAAUCAGUCAGCUUUGAAAAGAACGAGUAUUUUGGUGGUGUCUCUAUUUGGAGUGCUCAAUUCGCAACGCAGAAUGCUGAUUUCCUGCCGGGUGUUAAAAGUGUACUCAAUGGCUUAUGA